UUUCGAUUUUUUGUUAUUAGUCACUACAAAACAAGCAAAUCAUUAGUUCAACAAGUGAUAAAUGAUAAUUUAAUACCUGCUACAGGUUCAAUACACAACAUUUACGAUUAAUCAUUGCUGUUUUUGUUUCUAUCGCUGAUUUUUCUCAUUCGAAGCCGUAAAAUCAAAUCACAAUCACAUAAAUCCAUUCAAUUGUAUAUAAAUAGUUGUUUUGCACUAUUCUCAUCAUUUCCAUCAGUUAUUCUCUUAUUUACUAACAUUUCCCGCCUUCUUCUCAUCAUCUUCUCAAUUAAUUUAUUGAAAUGGGCGAUUUAAGUGAUUUUAAUGAAUUAAGUGAAAUCCAAACAUUUUAUAAAGACACAACCAUUUUACUAACGGGUUGUACUGGUUUCCUAGGGAAAAUUCUACUGGAAAAACUCCUACGUGCUUGUGAAGUGAAGAAAAUUUAUUGUAUUGUGCGUGAUAAGAAGAAUCAACUUGCAGAUGAACGAUUUCAUCAAAUGUUUGAAAGUAAAAUGUUUGAUAAUGUAAAGAAUAAAUAUUCGAAUUUAAAAGAAAAGGUGUGUGUGAUAAGUGGUGAUUGCCUCAUGGAAAAUUUAGGUUUAAACGAAAAAGAUCGAAAUUUUUUGGUGGAAAACAUCGAAGUUAUUUUUCAUGUCGCUGCAACGAUAAGAUUUAACCGAAAAUUGAAGGCUGCUAUACAGAUUAACGUAAAAACAACUAAAUAUUUAUUGGAUAUGGCUAAGGAAAUGAAACAAUUGAAAGCGUUGAUUUACACCUCGUCAGCAUACUCAAACUGUGAUAAAGAAGUAAUACAUGAAGUGAUUUAUAAAAAUCGUAUUUCCGUGCAUAAAUUUUUAACGUUCAUUGAGGAUUUCGAUGAGGAUUUUGUUAACAAAGUUACUCCAAAUGUUUUAGGCAAAUUACCAAACACUUACGUCUUUACAAAGGCUUUAGCUGAAGAAUUAUUGCUUGAUUAUGGUAAAUUAGAGUGUAAACUACCCAUUGUUAUUGUAAGACCAUCCAUACUUUCUUCGGCUUACAAAGAACCUUUACCUGGCUGGAUCGACAGUUGGUUCACAAUCGGCAGUAUCUCAGCAGCCGGAAGUUAUGGAUUGUUACGCUCAGCAAAUUCUGACCCAGAUAAAUUAGCUGAUAUUGUACCAACUGAUUACGCAGCGAAUUGUUUGAUUGCGAGUGGAAUAAAAGCAAAAGAAUGGAAUAUGAAAGAAUUUGAACUUCCAAUAUUCAAUUUUGUUACUUCGGUUGAAAGUCCAAUAACCUGGGGUGAUUAUACAAAAAAAUGCUUCCAGAUGGGGAUGAAUUAUGCCCCUAUACGGUGUUGUCGUUACCCUUGUGUUAAACUCACUCGACAUAAAAUUAUACAUAAAAUCCGAGCGUUUUAUAUGCAUCAUCUGCCUGCGCACAUCUGCGAUGUGGUUCUGUAUGUUUUCGGCUCGAAAUUCAGCGUGAGGUUUUUCUACAAAUUACUGCAUAAUUUCCUGGAUGAAACUUCAUAUUUCUCUACGAGGCAAUGGAAAUUUUGUAAUGAUAACGUACAAAAGCUGUGGAAUGGUUUAUCACCACUGGAUCAACAAUUAUUUCACUUCUCAAUGAAAGAUUUCGAUUGGGAUGAUUACAUUUUAGAGUUUUUGCGUAACGGACGCGUUUAUUUACUGCAAGAUAGCAUGGAAACACUGCCACAGGCUAGAAGACGUCUUAAAGUAUUGAAAAUCAUACAUUAUAUUAUUAUUAUACUAGAGUAUGCGUUUUUAUUGUGGAUUGAUUACUUAAUUCUGUGUUAUUUUAACUUUUUGUAGGGAA
This is a messenger RNA of Dalotia coriaria, 1824 nucleotides long. Its product is annotated as fatty acyl-CoA reductase wat-like. The record is from RefSeq and is a predicted model, not a curated record. Bases 303 to 1820 code for a protein of 505 amino acids. The transcript has 7 exons. Gene Ontology annotation, molecular function: alcohol-forming very long-chain fatty acyl-CoA reductase (NADP+) activity. Gene Ontology annotation, biological process: long-chain fatty-acyl-CoA metabolic process. Gene Ontology annotation, cellular component: peroxisome. NCBI's taxonomy places the organism in Eukaryota, Metazoa, Arthropoda, Insecta, Coleoptera, Staphylinidae.